Molecule: messenger RNA, 346 nt
Organism: Aaosphaeria arxii CBS 175.79
Lineage: Eukaryota; Fungi; Ascomycota; Dothideomycetes; Pleosporales
Exons: 2
Coding region: 32-196 (54 amino acids)
Source: RefSeq, a predicted model, not a curated record
UCCCCAGUUGAACGGAAUUAUGCAGGAAACUAUGUCUUCUGUUCUUAUAACCGGGUCGCGUAUUGUGUGCUGUCAUAUCUUCAAAAAGUACGAGGUUGUGGAUCGAAAAGACCUUCGAAUGUCUAUGGGCAUUGCCAAUCAGAGUGAAGAGAUGGAUUGGAACUGGACGAUGCCCUGUACGGCUGUACCUGAAUAGAUUGAUCGCAGGAUCAAUAUCUAUGUACAUGCAUGCGCUCAAUCAUCAUGUUACCUCCCACUGAACCUCGUGACGAGGAUCUAUAUUUCUCUCAAUUAGGCUGUUGAAUAUUCUUGAUGGAUGAUGCAGCUAUUUGCAUACAACUAUGUG